AUGGACCUCUCUGUCUCCGGCAUGCGGAUGGUGGUGGGCGACCGGCUUUACCACAGUCCUGGAGACCCUAAGGAGGUGGAAGGUGAGCGCGAACGCCCAGCUAUAACGUUGCCGCUGUGGGCCUUUGACCAGUUCCUCGUGACAGCAGAAGGAGAAACUCCGCCAGAGCUCACUGAUCCAGACCUGCCAAGCAUGGGGCAUAAGCGUUGCGGUCAGAUCCGGGAGUACCAGCGAGCGCUCAACGCCAUCGAGCUGGUCCCCGGGCCCAUCUUCACGUUCUGCUUCUGGGGUGUCAGCCGCUUUUGCGACGUCAUCCAGUGGCAAGCCACUGGCAUUCCCGUCUUCACACCCUUGGACCUGAACCAAUACUGUGGUCGGCCGCCUCUGCAUUUCGUGCUUUACACUCUUACAGAUUCGGCAGACGGGGAGACAAGGCAUCUCCAAUCCCGCAAAACCUACUUCUUCCGGUGUGGAUUCUGGAGCUC
Molecule: messenger RNA, 485 nt
Organism: Symbiodinium pilosum
Lineage: Eukaryota; Dinophyceae; Suessiales; Symbiodiniaceae
Source: the annotation of a GenBank genome assembly